AUGUCAUCAGAACCAAAGGAUACAGGGGAUCCGGCAACGGAGCCAGUUGUCCAAUUGGAAAGUAUCCAAGACUGUUCCGUAGAAAUUUCGGACCUAGAGGAAAACCUAACCAAGAGAAAACUCGAGCUUGAUCCUGAAAGUGAGCAGGAUGAGAAGAAAAUCAAGUUGACUACAGAAAAUGGAACUGAAAAGAAAAUAACGAAAAAGGAAAUUCAGCGAAUCGAACGGCAGAAGCAGCGAGAGUUGGAAAAACUCGAAAAGGACAAGAAGAAGGAAGAAGAACGUCUUAAGAAAGAGGAAGAAAAGCGUUUGAAAGAACAGGAAAGACAACAAAAGCUUGCAGAAAAAGAAGCUGAACGUGAAAUGAGACGUAAAAAGUUGGAAGAAGAGAAAUUGGAAAGAGAACGCAAACGUGAAGAAGAAAAACUCGCAAAGCAAGCUGAAAGAGAAGAGAAAGAACGUCAGAGGUUAGAGAAAAAGCGAAAGACAGAGGAAGAAAAAGAACGCAAAGAAGCCGAGAAGAGAAGGGCCGAGGAAGACAAACGGAGAGCCGAGGAAGCGAAGGAAAGAAGCCAGAUGAAAAUCUCAAGCUUUUUCCAACGAAGACCAGUAUCCAAAUCUGCAAAAGUGGUAGAUCAAGAAGUUGUUUCCAAAAAUGGAUCAGACUAUGUAUCCGAAUUCCUACCCUUUUUUGUACAGAAGAAUAUGGUUAUGGCUAGCAGUGGACAGCUUGAGAGCACGAAGCUAGAAUCAGCGAGGCGUAGCUUGGAUAUCACCCUCCGGGAGUCCAAUAGCAGUAGUGAUAUUAAAAGCUACUUUUCGUCUUUCAGGAAGAGCGACAAAGUUAUAGAAAAGCCAAUUACACCGGAAACGAUUGUUUCUGCACUCAAUUCAUCAACGACAACGGAAUCUCAGCUCUAUGACAUGUUGACCCGACUCCCUCCUAUAAAGUAUAUCAGUUUCUAUGAGAACUCCAAGCCUCCCUAUGUUGGUACAUGGUGUUCGGAAAUUCACCAGAACAUUGUCAUUCCUGUUUCCAAUCCUAUAGAUACGUCGUUGACGGGAUUUGACUACGAAUACGACUCAGAUUUAGAGUGGAACAAGGAGGACGAUGAAGGUGAAGAUGUAGACAACGAAGACGACGACGACGAAGACGAGUCCAUGAUUCUUGAAGAUGACGAGCUCUCCGAUUUUGUCGAGGACAACCAGGAAAUGAACAGAGGAAAAAAGUUCCAUUCACUUGUAGUAAUCAACAAAUGGAACGAUGGAACCAACGACGACUAUUUCAGUAAACUCACUUCUGUUCCGUUGGUGACAAAUCUUCAAUUUCCCAUUGAUCCGUUACAAGACUACUGGAAUUCUGGUAAGGCGGAAAGUGUACAAAGCUCACCUACAAAGACAAUCAAGGCUACUGUCACAGCCUCCGUAGUGUCAUCGAUUGGAACAACGGAAACACCCAAUAUUCUCACUCCUCAGAAGAAAAUUAUAGAAGAUUCCAAAAUUGUAGCCGAAUUGAUUACUUUUGUGGAGAAUAAUAACGACUUCACAUUGGGUACGUUGGUUGAAUUAUCCAAGAAGGAAUUCAAGCAAUUCACCAAGGCUUUACUAAAGAACACGAUCCAGAACAUUGCCGAUUACAACAAGAAGACAACUAAUUGGGAAAUUCGGCCCGAAGUUAAAGCAAAGUAUAUAGCGAGUUUGUAG
This is a messenger RNA of Scheffersomyces stipitis CBS 6054, 1704 nucleotides long. RefSeq lists its product as uncharacterized. Bases 1 to 1704 code for a protein of 567 amino acids. The record is from RefSeq and is a predicted model, not a curated record. The transcript has a single exon. Lineage: Eukaryota; Fungi; Ascomycota; Pichiomycetes; Serinales; Debaryomycetaceae. Gene Ontology annotation, biological process: nucleosome assembly. Gene Ontology annotation, cellular component: nucleus; CAF-1 complex.